GGGCCCGCGGCCGGCGCGGCGGGGCGUCUCGGGCCGUGGGACUGACUCGCCCGGCCGCGCUGCCCCGCCGCGCUCUGGGAUGGGCAGCGGACGGAACCGAGAAAGGUGCCCAUGGCGUCGGAGCGGCGCAAGGUCAAGUACCGCUGGAGCGGCAGCCCCUCGGAAGGCGGGCCCAGCAAGCGCAGCUGCCUCCGGGAGCCCGGCCAUGUGGCCGCCUCCGGCCGGCCGGCCCGCAGCCCCCAGCGCCUGAAGGCCCCGCGGGAGGACGAUGCGGGCCGCCCGCCGCCCCGGGGCUCUUCCCGCCGCCGCCGCCGCCGUUCCUCCUCCUCUUCCUCCUCCCACUCCUCGGGCCCGGCUGUGGGCGGAGCCGCCCCGGGCUGCCUGAUUCCGGGCGCGCGAGGCUGCCGCGCCAGCCCCUCGCUGGAAGACAUGGCCUCCCGGCACGCGGAGGCCUGCAGGCUCAGGGUUGACUCCAGAGGCAGUUCCAGAGACUCCCCGAACUCUGAAUUUGCAGCUGAGGCUGAAGGUCAGAAGGAUGCGACUGAGGAGCCAGACAAGGUCCAGAGACGCAGGCGGGAGAGGCCUCGGGAUCAGGGCUCCACCAUGAUCUAUCUGAAGGCGCUCCAGGGCAUCCUGGGGAAGUCAGUGCCCCGGCGGAAGGGGGACGCUGUUGCACAGGCAAGGGCAAAGGAGAGCCCGGAAGAGCGGCCAUGUCGGGCAGAAGAGCCAGCCAGGAGUGUCUCGGUGCCCACUCCUCCGGAGGACAAAGGAUUGGCUGUGGAGGAAGAGGCGGAGCUGGAGCAGCAGGAGAGCAGCUUCUGUGGCCGGAGAGUGGUCAUUGACCCUGCGGAGUCACCAGGCAAGGAGCCGCUUGGCCACCAAAGGACAGCCGUUGAUGAGCCCUCUGCUCCCCUGCGGUUUUGGGAUGACACCGACUCGCGUGUGGAAGUGCACAAGCCCAAAGGUCGGGAGGUGGUGAUGGAGCACCCCUCCUCAGGCAGUGACUGGUCUGACGUGGACGAGAUCCCCACCGUCAGGUUCUCUCAGGAGGAGCCCAUCAUGCCAAAAUACUCCACUGCUCCAGAGCCUUCCUCCUAUACCCCCGACUACGUCAUGUACCCAGCUCAUCUGUAUAGCAGCCCUUGGUGUGACUAUGCCCGCUACUGGGCCAGCAGCCCCAAGCCCCCAAGCUCUUCGGCUGCAGGUGGCAGCAGUGACCUGGCCCAGGCUGGACAGAGCGGCCGCAGCCUCCCGAGCGAGUGUCCACCCAGCUCUCCGCCGCUCAGCUUCCACACCACUGCCAGGGACCCGGUGGUCGUUGAGGAAGGACAAUCCCAGAACUCGCGUGCAUUCCGCUUCUCCAGAAGCUCACAAGAGGUGGGGCGAGAGAAAAGAACGUUCCGAGAGGAGACCCCGCCGCGCCAUGCUCGCGGGCGUGCUGCUGGCUCCGAGCCCAGGAGCUGCCGGGAGGCCAGCCCGGAGGAGGGCUUUAUUGACACCCACUGUCACUUGGACAUGCUCUAUUCCAAGCUGUCCUUCAGAGGGACCUUUACCAAGUUCAGGAAGAUCUACAGUAGCUCCUUCCCCAAGGAAUUCCGGGGCUGCAUCUCUGACUUCUGUGACCCCCGAACACUGACAGACUGCCUGUGGGAGGAGCUGCUGAAGGAGGACCUGGUCUGGGGGGCCUUUGGCUGCCACCCUCACUUCGCACGCUACUACACCGAGAGCCAGGAGAGGAAUCUCCUGCAAGCCUUGCGGCACCCUAAGGCCGUAGCCUUUGGGGAGAUGGGGUUGGACUACUCCUACAAGUGCACCACGCCGGUCCCGCAGCAGCACAAGGUGUUUGAGAGGCAGCUGCAGCUGGCUGUGGCCCUGAGGAAGCCGUUGGUGAUCCACUGCCGGGAAGCUGAUGAGGACCUGCUGGAUGUCAUGAAGAGAUUUGUGCCCUCCGACUACAAGAUCCAUAGGCACUGCUUCACUGGCAGCUACCCGGUCAUCGAGCCCCUGCUGAAGCACUUCCCCAACAUGUCCGUGGGCUUCACUGCUGUCCUCACCUACUCCUCUGCCUGGGAGGCCCGGUCGGCUGUGAGGCAGAUCCCGCUGGACAGAAUCAUCGUGGAGACGGAUGCUCCCUAUUUCCUGCCACGCCAGGUCCCCAGAAGCCUUUGCCAGUAUGCCCACCCUGGCCUGGCCCUGCACACAGUGCGUGAGAUCGCCAGGGUCAAAGAGGAGUCGCUGUCACACACCCUGGCCACUCUGCGGGAAAACACCAGUCGCCUGUACAACCUCUGAGCAGCAGAACGCCACUGGGAGUCCCCACGACAAGGGCGACAGUGGCCUGAGCAGCAGGCUGAGCAUAAACCUCGCUGUGUCCCCGUGACCUGGCUCGAGGACGGGUCUGCAGAGCUGGAGCGAAGCAGCCGGGACAGUUUCCACUGGACUUCAUCGUAAGGCUCUGUUUGAAGCUGAGAAUGGGGGCGGGGCCUGCUUGCCUGCCCAGAAGGCACCGGAUGCUGGUGAAGGAGGAAGAGUGUGCCAAGGGGUACAGCACGCGUGCCUGACCUCUUCCCCGUGCCCGCCUCGUCCUCAGCUCAGCUCCCCGUGGGAAGUGCUGGGCCGCACCCUGCAGACUCUCCGAGGUUGGUUUUCUUGCCACUAAUGAAGUUGUUCUCACUUCUCAAGAUAAACUCAUUUUGGCUCUCACUGUUUCAACGUCAACUCCAGUGUCUGCACAAUGGGAAGGACUCGAGCUGUCACCCACGUGUGGUGUCGGGGCGUGCCUGUUGUCCCUCCUAAGUCUUGAUGGAUAGAUAUCCAGGACAGGUGGGGAGAUGAGUAACAGGCCUUGUUGGGACGAAAGAGCGAAGUUACCCAUUCAUACUCCAUGGUGUGCCACGAGUCCUCGCCGCUGUUUCUGCCCCCUACUGUUUGUUUGCCCAUCGCAGUCUCUUGCAUAGCUCGCCGCCAGGAAGGUCAGUCGGCACAGGGUCGCAGCUGUCCCCCUUUGGAGCCUGACGUGUUGUAGAAGUCAGAGCCCCUUCCACUCAGGGACAUGCGUGUCAUCUCAGGCCAGAGCUGCACUUAGCUCCCGGCCGGUGCCUCGUUGAGCAUGGUCACUGCAGAGCCCAGGGUCGUGGAGGUCAAGGGUAGAGUGGGAGAAGGCUGCACUUGGUCCACAGGCUCUUUCACUGCAGUUUCCUGCAGUGAGACAGUUGGGCCACUGGCAGCCUCCUCCCCAGUUCUGACUUCAGGGUGUCCCUCUGGGUGUUUGUGAAAGGCACAUCUGAACCUUGCAAGCUGAAUGCCGCCGGUUUAGUUUUCUGUAUCUGGUAUUUCCUUCUUGCCAUGGUACACGGUCCCUGGCCUUGAAUUGGCCUUGAUCCACAUCUGUCUUCUAAGGUCAGCUGUGCGGUGACUUCAUCUGUGCCUCAGACAUGCCAGUGUGGGGAAGCAGCUAAAGAGUUGGGGGCUUGCUAAGCACACAUCACCAUGCUGGCUGUCUGCACAUGUCAUGUGUGGCAGCCCUGCCGGCUGUGGACACGGCACCAGUGCUGACCGAGUGGCCACGGAUGAGGCGCACAGGUGCUAUCUACUCUUCCCCGGGUUUGGGGUUCCCCUUCCCGAAAUGUGGUGAAGCCUGGCUGUGUGGGCUCAGUCUCGAGGUAGCUGGUGUGACCCCCAUUGCUGGCUUCAGAAAUGCCUGUCACCCCACUCCUGUGGGCUGCCUCUUUGUGGAAAUAAAAGCGAUGGAUCUUUUAGCUA
This is a messenger RNA of Ochotona curzoniae (black-lipped pika), 3762 nucleotides long. RefSeq names its product TatD DNase domain containing 2 (gene TATDN2). The coding region runs from base 112 to 2292 and encodes 726 amino acids. The transcript is spliced from 8 exons. Lineage: Eukaryota; Metazoa; Chordata; Mammalia; Lagomorpha; Ochotonidae. The record is from RefSeq and is a predicted model, not a curated record. Gene Ontology annotation, molecular function: hydrolase activity, acting on ester bonds.